Molecule: messenger RNA, 1300 nt
Organism: Guyanagaster necrorhizus
Lineage: Eukaryota; Fungi; Basidiomycota; Agaricomycetes; Agaricales; Physalacriaceae
Exons: 2
Coding region: 43-1143 (366 amino acids)
Source: RefSeq, a predicted model, not a curated record
CAAAUCCCAGAUACGCAGCAACUUCCAUCGUCGUUAUAACUAAUGAUUAUCGAAGAAAAGUGUAUGCAUCCCCCUCCACCUCCGUACCUUAAUCUUUCUCCUCCCCCUCCCUUUACCCCUUCCGAAUCCUUACCGAAACAACAGCCGGCUUUGGGGAGUUUACCUCCGCAUCUGUUACUGCAAAUCGUCUACUGCACGUUUCCUCAACGCGAUGGAACAUUUGAAGGCGAAGGAAAGAUUGAGCGGCAGCGCAUGACCCUCUACUGGCUCGUAACUUCGCUGAGACUAGUCAAUAAGACACUAUAUGUCGCGUGCAUGCACAUUCUCCGUUCCACCUAUCUACCCGCGUACAAUUCACUGAUUCGAGCACCCUACACCACAGAUCCCUUCCCAAGCUCGAGUAUGCCCUCAGCAGAAACAACGACAAAGCCCUCCAUCUUCUCUACUCACCGAGAGCUCUCUACGUUGGAUCUUUUCAUCGCACUGCUCGCCCACGAGGAUCUCAUGCUGGAUUCUACGUCGCUUCAUCUCCCGCGAGAAGAAGCAUACAAGGAUCUCUUUGAUAUGGUACAACCCAAGACUCGCCUUGAAGACCUGGUAAUAGAGGAAGGCGUCCAAGCAGGGGUCAUACAAGUCGCAGGACUUACCGUUCAACGGCCGAGUAUUACGGACCGUGCCAAUACCCACACUGUAGUAGAACAGGUUAGUCCCACGAUAUCAUCCUCGCCUACACCGUCGAGCUCCGGAUCAUCUCCUGCCGUCCCACCAUCACCAUCCAAAUCAGGUUUCAACAUAUUCUCAAAGUCCGCUCUCAAGACGUCUUUCUCUAAAGCAAAGAAAGUGUCGCCGACUCCACCGCCGCAACCGCGGCAUACUGUUCAACCCCUACCCUCCGACUAUCUAUCCGUAUCGUUUACGCCCAAAAGGGUGGCAUUGGUGUACACUCAGUCUUCUAUGAAUGCUUCGUCGUUCAAUGGGAGUGAAUUUGGUGCGCUUAGCAUGAGCGUUAGUGGACCCACAGGGCCCGGAGGGAGGCGAAAGACCAUUGUUGAGGUGGUGAGGGACAAUAGGGACGAGCCUCUUGAGGUAUGUGCUAGGAACUUGGUCGUUGCACUUAGGGAAUGGCUGGAAGAAGGAGAUUGAAUAUCCACGACGGUAUCUCGAUGAUAAUACCCCUUCGCAUACGAUGUCGGGCAUUGGAGUUCUAUCGGAUAAAAUGUCUAUUAUGUUAGUACACACUUCUUUGUUAUUACAAUUCAUGAAUUCAGAAAUGCUUUCGGUUCCCUUUGACUCAUUUGUC